AUGACAGGGCCUCUGAGAGUGCAGAUGCAGACGCCUAGUGGCCCUAAUCUUCCGAAUGCGAGGUCUCCUGAAGACGAUAUCAGUCCUCUUACCUUCUAUGAAUCCCUUCAACGUGAUCGAAAGAAAGAUCCAUCAUACCGGUGCCCUGAGCCCAACAUGGCCCAGCCGUAUGUCGAAGCCGAAUCGAAAACCAGUGCCCCAUUAUUCACUGCACCCCGCCCGUUUAUUGCACUGGUUCCUACUCCUGGUCAUUUUUUUGUACCUCUGAAUCUCGUGGUAUUAUUUGUUUGGACUCUACCCAUUGCAACCCUCAACUCAAUGAGAGAAGAUCUGCUGCCACCAAAAGAGUUUCCCCCAUACCAUUGA
Messenger RNA from Cantharellus anzutake, 366 nucleotides. RefSeq lists its product as uncharacterized. The record is from RefSeq and is a predicted model, not a curated record. The coding region runs from base 1 to 366 and encodes 121 amino acids. Lineage: Eukaryota; Fungi; Basidiomycota; Agaricomycetes; Cantharellales; Hydnaceae. The transcript is spliced from 4 exons.